This is a messenger RNA of Physeter macrocephalus (sperm whale), 2236 nucleotides long. It is a transcript of the gene JPH3, whose product is annotated as junctophilin 3. Gene Ontology annotation, cellular component: junctional membrane complex; plasma membrane; endoplasmic reticulum membrane. Gene Ontology annotation, biological process: regulation of synaptic plasticity. Lineage: Eukaryota; Metazoa; Chordata; Mammalia; Artiodactyla; Physeteridae. The coding region runs from base 1 to 2220 and encodes 739 amino acids. The transcript has 5 exons. The record is from RefSeq and is a predicted model, not a curated record.
AUGUCCAGUGGGGGUAGGUUUAAUUUUGACGAUGGAGGGUCCUACUGUGGAGGCUGGGAGGACGGCAAGGCUCACGGCCAUGGCGUCUGCACCGGCCCCAAGGGCCAAGGCGAAUACACCGGCUCGUGGAGCCACGGCUUCGAGGUACUGGGCGUCUACACCUGGCCCAGCGGCAACACGUACCAGGGCACUUGGGCGCAGGGCAAGCGCCACGGCAUCGGCCUGGAGAGCAAGGGGAAGUGGGUGUACAAGGGCGAGUGGACGCACGGAUUUAAGGGGCGCUACGGGGUGCGGGAGUGCACGGGCAACGGGGCCAAGUACGAAGGGACCUGGAGCAACGGGCUGCAGGACGGCUACGGCACCGAGACCUACUCCGAUGGAGGGACCUACCAGGGCCAGUGGGUCGGCGGCAUGCGUCAGGGCUACGGCGUGCGGCAGAGCGUCCCCUACGGCAUGGCAGCGGUCAUCCGCUCGCCCCUGAGGACCUCCAUCAACUCCCUGCGCAGCGAGCACACCAACGGCGCCGCGCUGCACCCCGACGCCUGCCCCGCCGUGGCCAGUAGCCCAGCCGUGUCCCGGGGGGGCUUCGUGCUCGUGGUGCACAGCGACUCUGAGAUCCUCAAGAGCAAGAAGAAGGGGCUGUUCCGGCGCUCGCUGCUGAGCGGGCUGAAGCUGCGCAAAUCGGAGUCCAAGAGCAGCCUGGCCAGCCAGCGCAGCAAGCAGAGCUCCUUCCGCAGCGAGGCCGGCAUGAGCACCGUCAGCUCCACGGCCAGCGACAUCCACUCUACCAUCAGCCUGGGUGAGGGCGAGGCCGAGCUGUCAGCCAUCGAGGACGACACCGACGCCACCACCACCGAGACCUACGUGGGCGAGUGGAAGAGUGACAAGCGCUCGGGCUUCGGCGUGAGCCAGCGCUCGGACGGGCUCAAGUACGAGGGCGAGUGGGCUGGCAACCGGCGGCACGGCUACGGCUGCAUGACCUUCCCCGACGGCACCAAGGAGGAGGGCAAGUACAAGCAGAACAUCCUCGUGAGCGGCAAGCGCAAGAACCUCAUCCCGCUGCGUGCCAGCAAGAUCCGCGAGAAGGUGGACCGGGCCGUGGAGGCGGCCGAGCGGGCGGCCACCAUCGCCAAGCAGAAGGCGGAGAUCGCGGCCUCCAGGACCUCCCACUCCCGGGCCAAGGCGGAGGCGGCCCUCACCGCGGCUCAGAAGGCCCAGGAGGAAGCGCGCAUCGCCAGGAUCACUGCCAAAGAGUUCUCCCCUUCCUUCCAGCACAGGGAAAACGGGCUCGAGUACCAGCGGCCGAAGCGUCAGCGUUCCAGUGACGACAUCGAGGUCAUCUCCGCCGGGACACCGUUACAGCAGGAGAGCCCAGAGCUGUACCGCAAGGGCACCACCCCCGACGACAGCCCCCUGCAGAGCUUCCCCGCCAGCCCCACGGCCACCCCUCCACCGGCCCCCGCCUCGAGGAACAAGGUGGCCCACUUCUCCCGGCAGGUCUCGGUGGACGAGGAGCGGGCUGGGGACAUCCAGAUGCUCCUGGAGGGCCGGGGAGGGGACUGCGCCCGGAACAGCUGGGGAGAGGAGAAGGCCGGGGGCUCCAGGGGCGUCCGCAGCGGCGCCCUCCGAAGCGGCCAGCCCGCGGAAGCCUUCCGGGCCCGGGGCCCAGGCCACAGGCAGCCCAGCAACCCCAAGCCCCGGGAGCGGCGGACGGGGUCCCCCACCACUUUCUCCUGGACUUCCCACCACCGGGCCGGCAACCCCGGCCCGGGGAGCACCAAGCUGCUGGAGCUGGACGAGGAGAAGCUGAGCAACUACGAGAUGGAGAUGAAGCCCCUGCUGAGGAUGGACUCCUACACGCAGGAGGUGCACCCCCCGAAAAGACGCUACAGCAAGGGGGGCACCGAGGACCGGGGCUUCGGGGCCCAGAGACUGCGGUCCAAGUCCCAGAGCAAGGAGCACGCCAGGCCGGCCUCGUGCGCGGAGCCCGCGGUUCAGAGGCUGGAGAGCCUGCGGCUGGGGGACCGGGCGGAGCCCCGGCUGCUGCGCUGGGACUUGACCUUCUCUCCGCCCCAGAGGUCCUCGCCGGUGGCGCUGGAAUCGGACGAGGAGAACGGGGACGAGCUCAAGGCCGGCACGGCCUCGGCGCCUAUCCUGGUGGCCAUGGUGAUCUUGCUAAACAUCGGAGUCGCCAUUUUGUUUAUUAACUUUUUCAUCUGAGGAGAUUGUCGCAUUA